AGAGAGAAAGGGAGAGAAAAAAACAGAACAGAGCAGCAGAAAUGUCGGAGCCAAAAGACCCGGCAAUCAAGCUAUUUGGAAAGACGAUUCCUUUGCCAGAGAUCUCUCAUGGAGGUACUGGUACUAGUACUGCUUCUGCUGCUACUAGUGGUGGUGGUAGUAUUUCUAUGGAUGAUGAUAGUCAAGAUCAGGACCGUCCAACUUGUGCAAGUUCUUCACUCGAAGAGAGCAAUACAAAAGGAGGAGAUGGAGAAGAGAGAGAAAGUGAUAAGGAUGCAGGUGGAGAAACACCACUGGAGAGUAAACAGGAAAAUGGAACCCCGACUGUGACUGCAGAAGAGUCGUCAAAUCCGGAUGCAGGGAUAAGUGACAACCCUAAAACAUCUUCUGUUGAGAAAGACAACUCCACUUCACAAACUUCAAAGACAGAGGAAGAACAGAGUGAUACAAGCAAUUCACAAGAAAAGACUCCAAAAAAACCUGACAAGAUCCUUCCAUGCCCUCGCUGUAAUAGCAUGGAUACCAAAUUCUGUUACUAUAAUAAUUACAAUGUGAAUCAACCACGACAUUUCUGCAAGAAUUGCCAAAGAUACUGGACAGCUGGAGGGACUAUGAGGAAUGUGCCGGUUGGUGCUGGUCGUCGUAAAAACAAGAACUCAGGUUCUCAUUACCGUCACAUAACUGUCUCUGAAGCUCUCCAGAAUGUUGGGACUGAUAUUCCAAAUGGUGUUCACCAUCCUGCACUCAAAAGCAAUGGAACAGUCCUCACCUUUGGCUCAGAUACCCCACUUCAUGAAUCAAUGGCUUCUGUGUUAAAUCUUGCAGAAAAAACUAUGCAGAAUAGCCCAAGAAAUGGGUUUCAUAAGCCUGAAGCAUUAAGGAUUCCUGUUUCUUAUGGAGGUGUAGGAAAAGGGGAUGAUAAUUCAAACGGACCUUCAGUAAUGGCAUCAAAUUCGAAGGAUGAUGCAAACAAAAUUGGGUCACAAGAGACAAUGGUACGUAAUGGCCAGAGCUUUCAACCUCAGGUACCGUGUUUUCCUGGCACUCCCUGGCCUUAUCCUUGGAAUUCAGCUCAGUGGAGCUCGGCCACCUGUCUUUCGCCGGUAACCCCACCUGCCUUUUGCCCUCCAGGAUUUCCUAUGCCAUUCUAUCCUACAGCAGCUUAUUGGGGUUGCACCGUACCAGGCACUUGGAACAUGCCAUGGAUUCCUCAACCGUCUUCUCCAAACCAAACUGCAACCCAAACUGCAACGAGCUCUGGACCUAACUCUCCAACCUUGGGGAAGCAUUCAAGGGAUGAGAACGUGCAAAAACCAAACAACUCUGGAGAAGAACCAGGAAAAGAAAAUAAUGCUGAAAGAUGCAUUUGGAUUCCAAAAACAUUGAGGAUUGAUGACCCUGGAGAAGCUGCAAAAAGUUCCAUAUGGACAACACUUGGGAUUACGAAUGACAAGGUUGAUUUUGUUGGCGGGCGAGGAUUAUUUAAGGCCUUUGAGUCAAAAGGUGAUGAAAAGCAUCGCACAACUGAAGCCUCUCCACUAUUAAACGCCAAUCCUGCAGCAUUGUCUCGAUCACUCAAGUUCCGUGAGAGUUUGUAAUUCGGGUAGCAUACAAACUUGAAAUUUGUUUUUACAUCCUUGAGCUGCAAACAGAUUGGCGUAAUUUGGACCAGCUAUGUAAACUAAAGGGUCGUAUUUAAUUACAGGCCUCAUUUGUAAGUAUCGUUUAUCUUCGCAGUCAUGUUAAGAGGAAGAGCAUAGGAACUAGAAAGCCAUCAUAGCUUAGGAGAAGUAGCCAUGCACUGAAGUACUGAACUAUUCAUCUUUUUUGGUUGGUUGCCAGUCCAGGCAGAUGCUUUUUGUUUCGGGUAGAUGGUUAGCCAAGUUCGUGUACAUAUUUAUUUAUUUAUAUAUGAUCUAUAUAUAGAAUGUUAAGAGAUUGAGAGCUUAGGGGCAAAGUUGAGUUUGUGACUUUGUGCAACCAUAAGUCCCAUUUGUACUAAAAUAAAUUUGGGAAAUGAAAAUCCAGCUCCUUUUUGUUGGAA
Messenger RNA from Jatropha curcas, 2044 nucleotides. It is a transcript of the gene CDF2, whose product is annotated as cycling DOF factor 2. Gene Ontology annotation, biological process: regulation of DNA-templated transcription. The record is from RefSeq and is marked provisional. Lineage: Eukaryota; Viridiplantae; Streptophyta; Magnoliopsida; Malpighiales; Euphorbiaceae. Gene Ontology annotation, molecular function: DNA-binding transcription factor activity; DNA binding.